Echinops telfairi (small Madagascar hedgehog) is the source of this 1446-nucleotide messenger RNA. RefSeq names its product Wnt family member 9A (gene WNT9A). The transcript has 4 exons. Gene Ontology annotation, molecular function: frizzled binding; cytokine activity. The record is from RefSeq and is a predicted model, not a curated record. Gene Ontology annotation, biological process: cell fate commitment; canonical Wnt signaling pathway; neuron differentiation. Gene Ontology annotation, cellular component: extracellular region. Lineage: Eukaryota; Metazoa; Chordata; Mammalia; Afrosoricida; Tenrecidae. The coding region runs from base 1 to 1101 and encodes 366 amino acids.
AUGCUGGAUGGGCCCCUCUUGGCGCGCUGGCUCACCGCGUCCUUCGCGUUGACGCUGCUUCUCGCUGCGCUGCACCCCUCGGCCGCCUACUUCGGGCUGACGGGCAGCGAGCCCCUGACCAUCCUACCUCUGACCCUGGAGUCUGAGGCCGCGGCUGCCAAGGCGCACUACAAGGCUUGCGACCGGCUGAAACUGGAGCGGAAGCAGCGGCGCAUGUGCCGCCGGGACCCUGGCGUGGCCGAGACGCUGGUGGAAGCCAUCAGUAUGAGUGCCCUCGAGUGCCAGUACCAGUUCCGUUUUGAGCGGUGGAACUGCACCCUGGAGGGCCGCUACCGGGCCAGCCUGCUCAAGCGAGGCUUCAAGGAGACAGCCUUCCUGUAUGCGAUCUCCUCCGCCGGGCUGACCCACGCGCUGGCCAAGGCCUGCAGUGCGGGCCGCAUGGAGCGCUGCACGUGCGACGAGGCGCCCGACCUGGAGAACCGCGAGGCCUGGCAGUGGGGCGGCUGCGGGGACAAUCUCAAGUACAGCGGCAAGUUCGUCAAGGAGUUCCUGGGCCGCAGGUCUAGCAAGGACCUGCGGGCCCGAGUGGACUUCCACAACAACCUCGUGGGGGUGAAGGUGAUCAAGGCCGGCGUGGAGACCACAUGCAAGUGCCACGGUGUCUCGGGCUCCUGCACGGUGCGGACCUGCUGGCGCCAGCUGGCACCCUUCCACGAAGUUGGCAAGCACCUGAAACACAAGUACGAGACGGCACUCAAGGUGGGCAGCACUACCAAUGAGGCCACGGGCGAGGCCGGGGAUAUCUCGCCUCCCCGAAGCCGGGCCCCGGGCGCUGGCGGCAGCGACCCACUGCCUCGCACCCCAGAGCUGGUGCACCUGGACGACUCGCCCAGCUUCUGCCUGGCCGGCCGCUUCUCCCCGGGCACCGCCGGCCGCAAGUGCCAUCGCGAGAAGAACUGCGAGAGCAUCUGCUGCGGGCGCGGCCACAACACCCAGAGCCGGGCGGUCACGCGGCCGUGCCAGUGCCAGGUGCGCUGGUGCUGCUACGUGGAGUGCAAGCAGUGCACGCAGCGCGAGGAGGUCUACACCUGCAAGGGCUGAGCAGCUGGCCGCCGUCCCCGCUCCAAGCGCCACGAGGAUCCCUUUCUCAGCCUCAGCUUUCCCCGUCCUGUGACCCGAGAGAGUUGGGCGGAUGUUUCCCAAGCUGCCGCUCUCCCUGAUAUGCCAAUUCCCCAGGCUCCAGAGCCGGUAUUCCUGUCCACUGCCGCCUGUCCUCACGCCCCGUUCUGCCCAGGGCCCUCCUCCCACCUUCUUGCUCCCAUCCAAGGAGCCAGGGGCCGAGGCGCGCCGUCCUUGGCCUCACCCGGGCCCGGGCCACUGGAGGCUGCCGCUGCGCAGCACUGUUCCGAGCGCGAAACCACUAGAAGAAAAAGCAGCCCGCUUCUG